AUGUCUUCUAUCAAAAAGGAGUAUUUAUGCCAAGUUACAAUUAUCGAAGCACGAGAUUUAGCUGGCAUAAAUAGUGAAGGUUCUUGUGACCCAUUUAUAAGAGUAACUUGUGGGAAUGCAGGCUCUCAAGCUACAACAGCAAAUGAAGAUAACACUAAUCCGUGCUGAAAUCAAUCGUUUACGUUUUCCAAAUUAAUGCUAACAGACAUGGAGCUGGAGACAUGGGAACUAAAAAUCGAGUGCUUGAACCACAAUCAAUUUCUCAAAAAUUCGCUUGUUGGGUCUUUUUCAUUUGGUUUAGCAACUCUACAUAGAAACUCAAAUCACGAGUUUUAUGGGAUGUGAAUCACGCUUUUGCAUCCAGACCACGGUUCAAGCCCUAGAGGCUAUGUACUUAUGAACUGCUUUAUUGUAGGGCCUCAAGAUAUCCCUCCUGCGCAUGCAAUAGGUGAACACAUGGGACUAGAAGAAGAUGCUGAUGAAAGCGACGAUGACAUGAUGGACGAACUUUUAACCCCAGAACAAAGAAAAUUAAAAAAAUUAAAAGCUCAAAGUGUCAAAAUUGUAGGUGCUCCUAUGAUUGCAAGAAAAAGCUAUCAGCUGUCAGUGAAUAUUUAUAAAGCUGAACAUUUUGGAAACCAUCCUAAUGCAUUUGUCAGUGCAAGGACGUGUGGGUUUGUGGAUAAAACUCAUACGAUGAAAGAAACCAAUGACCCAAUUUGGAAUGUAUGCUAUUUAUUUAUUAAUUUAUAGGAAAAAAAAUAAAUUAUUGCCUAAAUUAUAUAAGAAAUAGGAUAAUAUUAUAGUCAGUUUCUAAUAUUUUAUUUAAAAACAAAUAAAAUUAUCAUUCCCCGCGUAUAAACCAAUUUUAAAUGACAGAAUUACUGUCAGGGUGUGGGACCAAAGGCCUUUAGCAAGAGAUAUCAUGAUUGCAACUAUCCCAGAAAUCCCCAGCGACCACGAUUUUUUUAACAUCACAAACUUGCUCAGCAGAGGUGGCGUAAUGCCUUGCAGAUGGAUCCCUCUUUAUGGGCAGAAUCUUGAAGAAAGCUCUAUUUGGGAUGGUGUCAAAGAAAUGGUCGGCUCAAAGAAAAAAAGCUACAUUGGGACUUGCUAUAAAGGAAGGCUUCUCCUAUCACUUACUGUCUCUCCUAAUGAUGACCCAGAAACUGGUGCUUCCAGAGCUGCUCCUUAUAGAGAGCCUAUUGCAAAAAUCCACUCCCUCCGCGUUAUUUUAUUUGAGCUCAAAAACGCCAAAAACUGUGGCGACACUGUCAGAAUCCGUAUUUCGAUGGGGCCAUUUAAUGUUUGGUCCAAAAAAACAGGGAAAAGAGAAACAACUGACUCAAAUACUAAUGAGACUAUAGAAUAUUUCCAAUGGGGAUCAGCUUAUUCAGGCGAACAAAUUGCUGAAAUUAAAGAACCGUUCCCAAUUGACCCUUCUCAAGCUCCUGAUGUAUUUUUAGAUCUUUAUUCAGAAGGACUCUUGGGUGGAGAAAAAAGAAUUGGGUAUAUAAGAAAGCCAGCUUCUGAAAUUAUAGGGAGGGAUUACCCAUUUUGGCUACCUUUUAGGUCACUUGAUACUUACUUACUUAAAUUUAUACGCUUAACAUCCCUUACGGGGUUGCCCAUCCCAGAGCUUCCACCUGCCUAUGGCGCAUCGGGCCACCGGCCUCUGGGUCGACCAGCUUUGCUUCUCCAAGGUGCACCUAGUCGCAGGUGUUGCCGACUUCGACGGCUCAUGAUUGAGCUACUUCGCUUGAGGACAUGGGUUGCCAUUCCGAAAAUCCAUAAAAAAUGGAUUUUCUGGUAGGCUUUCGGCAAAAAGGAAAACACGAAGCCUGGGACGUAACGCCCAGUUUCACGCUAGGGAGUUACCCGAUUGGUCCUAACGGACUCUGCUGAGCUUCUCCUUUCCAACUUACGUGUCUCCUUCCCCAUGAGGAAAAAACAUCCCUGAAAAUAGACUUGGGCUAGGCUCUGAGCUCCACCAGAAUUCUUACCUAGCAUUGCUGUCCCUUUCUGAAAUGCAAAACCUUGCCGGAUAUAAUUAAAAUAUGGCGUCUUCGUCUGGGCAUGGCCUCCCGACCAUGCAGCCUCGACUCAUAUUUUAAUUAUAGGUCACUUGAUACACAUUCAGAAGUCGGCUCAGAUUCUCCUGGACUUGUACUGGUGUCAAUGAGCUAUCAAGUUGAUGAAGGGUCUGGGCAGAAAUCAGGGGUAGUUAAAAGUAAACCAAGAAAAGCUGAUAGGUGGCUUUGUUGAAAUGUGUAUGGAGGCCUUGAUAUGGCACCUUCAUUAGAAGAUGAAGAUACAAAUCUUGCAUUGAAAAUUUACUGUGGAGACUCCGUUAUCAAUUUACCUGAUGAAAUUUCAGAGCAAUGCGCCCAUACAAAAUAUCCCAUAUGGAAAUGGUCAGGGGUAAAGCCUCUGCAACUUCAUGAAGACUUGCAUUUUGAACAAAAUUUGCGCUUAGAAGUUUAUAAUAAAUCAACCAUUAUGAAAUGGUUUGAUUCUACUGAUGAAAUAGGGCAGUUUUCGGUGCCACUUUAUGUAUGUGAAAACCAAUGGAGUCAGCCUCAUUUUUUCCAUGUAAUUAAUGCAAGAGAACAAGGGGUUUCUCAAGGAAGAGUUCUAGCAGAAUUUUUUAUUGCAAAAUCAAGUAUUGAUAGCUCAAAUAAUCCAUGUAAAAGAGAAUCAGAAGCGACAAUGAAAUGUGACAUUGAGUUCGCUAUUAUAGGGAUCAGAAAUUUAGUCCCAAAAUAUGAAAAGCCUGAAAUCACAGUUACUAUACCAGGCUACACUAUGGAAAAAGAUGUAAAAGCAGAAAUCUCCGUUUCUGAAGUAAAAAAUAAAGACAGGUCGAAUCCGAAUUUCUUGACAAUAAUUAAAUUCAAAAACGUCACUUUGCCAGUGACACCUAUUUAUCUACCUGCUUUAUAUAUAAAGCUUAAGGAUACUGCAUUUUUGUCCUGAAAUGAGUGCUAUACGUUUAUUCCACUUAUGCCUUAUGCCCAUUGGAUCACAGAUGAAGCUAUCAAAAGAGAGGCACUUGAGCUUUAUAAUAGAAAUUUUACAGUAAAAGAGCUAAUAGAGCAAGUCCCACUGAGAUCAGUCCCACAAGAAAAAUUAAGAAGGACAGGAGAUGAGUCCUAUACUGAUUACGCAGAAGACUGUAUCCCUGAUGAUUCUGCUAAUGAAGAAGACAACAACACCCAAGGCAAAGAAUUGGACAUGUCUGAUAUUUUUGAUCCAAAAAAUUCCCGCCUUACCAAAAAAAUCCAAUUUGACAAAGUAGAAGUUGACGAAGAAAUCGAAAUUAGACUGAGAGAAGACAAAGAAAAAGAACUUAAUAGUGAACUAGAGAUUUUACGAGCACAAGCCAAAAAGCAAACUGAGAAAAAAGGUGAAGUAAAAGAAACACUGAAGCUGGAAAUAAGAAAAAAAGAAAGAGAGCUAGAUGUGGUAAAAGAAGGGGUGAUGACAGAAAAGAGGUUCAUGAAAAAAGAUGAAGUAUUGGAUGAGGACGGGUUUCAGUAUAAUAGACCGAUUUAUAAACAAGGGCCUUAUGAAGAAGCGUUAGAGCUACCAUAUGAACGAUACUUUUUGUUCAGAAAAACUAAAAAUACAGAAAAAUUAUCAGCAUUUAGGGUAGGUGAGCCUACUGGUGCUAUAUUAAAGUCAAGUGUAUAUAUAAGGAUUCUUGAGGACGGAAAGCCAUAUGACCCAAAUACCAGUUUCCCUGACCCUGAUACUUUUACAAAUGAUUUUAAUUUCUUCCAUCCAGGAUUUCGAGGAACUGAAACCCUCAUGUCAAUUUUCGGCGAAAACAACUUUGACGUAAGAGUUUAUAUAACCUUUUAUUAAGAAUUUACAAUUAUUUUUAUAUUUUUUUACUAUGACAGAAAAUUCAGCUUAUAGCAGCAUAUAUUAAGAGGACUCUCUUUAAGUGCAGUCGACAAUGCCCCUGAUUGAAUCGCCUUUUCUGGAGGCUUAGAUGCCUUAUCAAGCGCCAACAGUUACCCACAGCUGAUAAUAGGCGACCAUAAAGACGUUGAUGGGAAAUAUGUCAACGAUACAAAGCCAGAAUUGAAAAAUUUAAACCCUGAGUUUUUCAGGAGUUAUGAGAUGGAAGCAGAAAUCCCAUCUGAUUGGAAACUCCAAAUAAGUAUUUUCAAUUUAAACGAGUAUGGGUUCGAUAACAUUAUUGGCUCUACUAUAAUUGAUUUAGAAGACAGAUAUUUUGGCGAUCCUUAUACAAGUAAAAAACUUAUGAUGAAAGAAUUAAAAAAUCAUUGUGACAGAGAAAUUGAAGAAACCCAAGAACCUAAACUGAGAGAAUGGCUUGUAAAGAUAAGGAAAAAUGUCAAAAGAGAUGCGGCUAGACUAGAUGUAAGCCAGCAUGUUGCGCCUGUAGAAUACAGAGCUUUAGAAAACAGAGGGAAAAAGACAGCGCAAGGCAUGAUAGAACUGUUUUUAGAAGUCUUAGACAGCCAAGAAGCUAGCUCCCCCCCUCCGUGAGUGAACAAAACCAUUAGAAAGUUCUCUAUUUUUUUGCCCAAAAACCCAGCAACAAAAGCAUUUUUAUAGAAAGAAACUUUUAUAUAUAAAUGAUGAUUAUUAUAAUAAAAUCUCGAUCUAAUUCUGUUUAAUUUUAAACAAGUUGCGUUUUAAAAAAUAAAUUUUAUAAAUUAAAUAAAUAUAUUUGCUUUCCAAUUUUUGCGAAUUAGGGAUUUUUUUAAAUUUCGAAAAAAAAUAUAAAAAUAUAUUUAUAAAAUUUUAUAUAAAUUUUUUUAAAAAAAAAAAAUUAAACUCCUCUAGAGAACAAAAUUUUUUGUUUACUCAAGGAGGGGGGAUUAAGCUAAUCCCAGUCUCAAAGAUCGCAAAACCAAUUCCAGAAGAAUAUGAGCUUCGUUUUAUCGUCUACAAAUGUGAAGGAAUCCCUAGAAGGCCUGACAAAGAAGUUACUGAUAUAUUUUUCAGAGUCGCCUUCGACUGUGCAGGCUGGAUUGAGGAAUCAGUCCAAAAAGAAACAGACGCCCACAUGGGCUCAAGUGACGGCCACGGCGUUUUUAACUGGAGAAUGAAAUUCCAUUUCCAGCUGCCUUGUACAUUUGCAAGACUCCGUGUAAAUGCAUACGAUUUUUCUACUUUUGGGGACGAUCAAGUGGUUUCUGAAGUAAUUUUGGAUUUAUCGAGAUAUUUUAGCAGGGUGCUUAAAGAAGGAAAAUUAAGUGUGGAGGAGUCUUGGACAGAUUUGCAUUUGCCGAAUAAACCCGGGACAAAUGGGGGGAAAUUGAUGUUUUCGUUUUAUAUUUUAAGCUUGGCUGAAGCAAAUCAAAGGCCGGUUGGAGAGGCACAAGAUGAGCCGAAUAGAGAUCCAGAGCUGGAAACGCCAGAGGAAGGUAGAGGAGUUAGUGAUUUCUUAAAAGGAACUGCUUUUGAUGUGUCUGGCUGGUCAUUGUGGGAUUUUGGGAUCUUGAAAAAAAUAUUGGCUGUUUUAUCGUUGGGAGGUAUGGCGAUUGUGCUGUUUAUUUACCCAGGUUUCUUGACUGGUGGUGCUAAAUAAUUCAGAUAUUUAAAGUUUUUAUGUAAAAUUAUUAAAGUAAAAUAAAUUCUACUUAUUAAUUUUUAUAUAGAAAUAUAGAGACAAAAAUCCCCAUAACCUAAAUAA
Molecule: messenger RNA, 5674 nt
Organism: Blepharisma stoltei
Lineage: Eukaryota; Ciliophora; Heterotrichea; Heterotrichida; Blepharismidae
Source: the annotation of a GenBank genome assembly